Phoenix dactylifera (date palm) is the source of this 1156-nucleotide messenger RNA. The record is from RefSeq and is a predicted model, not a curated record. NCBI's taxonomy places the organism in Eukaryota, Viridiplantae, Streptophyta, Magnoliopsida, Arecales, Arecaceae.
AUGAGGUGACAAGAGGAAACCGCAGAAGGGGAAAAAGAAAAACAAAUGGCAGCGGGGCUCCAGGCCUCGCUCCGCCAUAUCUCUCUUCCGCCUUCCCCUUCCGCUGCUCGAUCUUUUCCCGCCAUCGGGAAGUCGCCUAGCUUCCGCCGCUUCUCCUCCAAACCCCUUGCUCUGAGUUCCCCGCUCAUGGAGGUCUCGGCACAGGCUCGCGCGGCUUCUCCUUCCAAGAAGACGACUUCGCUUCCCCUGCUGAUUUGUGCUUUCGCAGUCGUCGCUUAAAGAUUGUUGGAGUAUCCCGACCCCAUCCUGAGAGCGAGGAAUAAGCGCAAUCAAUACGGUUUGAUGAGAACUUGAGGAAGCUGGUCGAAGAGAUGUGUUUGGUCUUAUGUACAGAACUGAUGGCAUUGGACUCUCAGCACCCCAAGUUGGAAUCAACGUUCAACUUAUGGUAUUCAAUCCUGCUGGUGAACGUGGUGAAGGAGAGGAAAUUGUUCUUGUGAACCCGGUAGUCUACAAAACCUCAAAAAGGUCUAUCCUUUACAAUGAGGGUUGCUUAUCAUUUCCAGGAAUCUAUGCAGAUAUAGAGAGACCUGCGUCUGUCAAGGUUGAUGCUCGAGAUAUAACAGGUGGAAGGUUUAAAGUUAACCUGUCUGGUCUUCCUGCACGUGUUUUCCAGCAUGAAUUCGAUCAUUUGCAGGGAACUCUGUUUUUUGAUAGGAUGACUGAAGAUGUUCUUGAAAGCAUUCAUUCAGAGAUGAAGGCACUAGAAAAGAAAUAUGAAAGCAGAACUGGACUGCCAAGCCCCGAAAGCAUUGACAAAUAGGAAAGAACAAAGGAGGUUGCUGGUUUUGCUAGAACAUGAUUUACCUGCAGUUUUUGUACCUACAGGAUGGUCAACAUGUUCUGUAGAAGUUGUCUGAUAACCAAGAGGAAUAGUUCAUAUUAUGAUGAUUACAUGUGUCAGGGGCCCAUGACUAUAAAUUCACAAGGUUGCAGCUUAUUGUAGUAUGUUGUCCUUGCACAGCAUAAUUUUGUUGAGAACAUGUAAUGAUGACGUGCUGUAUUAGACUUAAAUAUCAAGCACAUUAGCAUUUUCUGAAGCCUUACAUCUACAUUGUGCAUAAUUGCAAUCAGACAAAAGUUCCACCCCCCCCCC